AUGAACCUCAGCCGCACCCUGGUCCCGACGGCUCCUCCAGCCGGCCACACGCUCCUCAACGGCGACCAGUGGAGUAACUCGCGGCUUCUAACAGCAACCCGACGGAUGGCGCUUCCUGGCAACCCGUCCUCUCGUCGCUUGUUCCCGGAGCCUGCUCGUGCCGUCCUCCACAAAAAGAACCCAAGUUCUACCUUAUAUCUUAAUGGGAAGCCUCCGUGGUUAAUGUUUUCCUUCCGGAAACCCUGGACAAAGAUCUUCCAGAAACAGUUGAGCAAAUGCAAGAAUGUCAGGGGUAUGUCCGAUUUUCCAAAGUUCUUGACUGAAUUGCUUUAG
Molecule: messenger RNA, 333 nt
Organism: Menidia menidia (Atlantic silverside)
Lineage: Eukaryota; Metazoa; Chordata; Actinopteri; Atheriniformes; Atherinopsidae
Source: the annotation of a GenBank genome assembly